AUGAACAAAGUGUUGGGUAAAUGGAUUGGCGCUUAUGAUGGCGCUAAGCGUAUGCAAGGAAGUGGUUGGUCGGAGAAUGAUGUUUUGGCAAAAGCGCAGGAAUUAUAUGCAUAUGGGAAGAAUGUUAGAUUCACUUUAAUGGAAGAAUGGCACGCUCUCCGUGAUCAACCACGUUAUGGUAGUCAAGAAGGGAGGCAGCUAAAAAAAAAGGGUAAAAAGAAAAGCAAGGAAUAUGCCUCGGAGGUGGUGGACAAAGAAUGGGCUGAAUACAAAGAAUUCAAGACGAAAGAGCUUGAACGAUUGGACAACAUAGCCUUGAUGCAACAGCAGGCUAACAAUAUAGCCUUGGAGAAGACUAAAACCAAGAAAAUGAAGAUGUAUCUAAAGCUAACUUCCGAAGAGCAUCUAGAUGACCGGAAGAACCAGCUGUUGAAAAAGUUAGAGGCAGAACUGUUUGAUAAUUAA
Molecule: messenger RNA, 465 nt
Organism: Vicia faba (fava bean)
Lineage: Eukaryota; Viridiplantae; Streptophyta; Magnoliopsida; Fabales; Fabaceae
Source: the annotation of a GenBank genome assembly